AUGGCGCAAUCUCUUUCACCGUCCCUGAACGGCUCCUCGCCGAGCAUGCCGGCGAAGAGGGAGCAUCUGUGGAUGCAUGGCGUUGCAGGCAUGAUGGGCGGGUCAGCCGCGAUGAUGAUGUUUUACCCGCUGGACUUCCUACGCACUCGCACGCACACCCUUCAUCAGGGAAGCCGUGCGAUGCCGCUUCGCUCCGUUCGAGAGAUUUUGCGUCAGGAAGGUUUGCGCGGCAUGUACAAGGGUAUCGUUGUGUCUGUCGUUUCGCACAGCAUUGGGUGGGGACUGUACCUGGUCACCUUCCGCUCCGCGCAGCAGCGCCUCACGGAGUUACUCGAUGAAACGCUGGAGGACUCUAUGAUUGAGCAGUCCGGUCUCGAUUUUAUGAGCGCAUGCGUCGCGGCCACUAUCACUGGCACUGUCGUCACGCCGCUCCACGUCGUCAAGACACGCCGCCAGCUGUGCGACGGCAACCGCCUUCACAGCGGCGUCCGUGCGCAGCCGCUGCCGUCCGGUUUCGCUGGGGUAAGAACUAUUGUGCGGCGGGAGGGGUGGAGGGCCAUGUUCCGCGGACUGUGGCCUCAGAUACUGCUCACCGGCAACACCACCAUCCAAGUGACCAUAUACGAGUGGUUCCGGCGUAACCUGUUCACCAACCACGAAAAUCCCUCGCCGCUGCAGGUGGCACUGGCCUCCGGCUUUUCCAAGGCAGUAGCUUGUAUCUUCUUCAACCCCCUCGAGGUCGUGCGGACCUGCCUACAGGAUCAGCGUAACCACGGCAGGCAGGAGUACAAGAACAUGUUGACGGGCUUGCAGACCAUCUGGCGCAGUGAGGGGCUCAUCGGCAUGUACCGCGGCCUUCCCGUGAAUGUGGCACGCGUCAUCCCGUCAACGAUGAUGGCGUUUGUGCUGUACGAAAAGUUUUUGUGGGCGAUUCGCGCGACGUACGAGAUGACUGAGUCGCUGCACGUUAAAGGCACUGCCACCUCGAGCACCAGCACUGCCUUCAAAGGGGCCCCCGCUGUUGGCACUCUCAGCACUGCAAGCAGCAGCAAGACAGGUUUUGCUGUGGGACAGCCUCAGUUUCAGUAG
Leishmania mexicana MHOM/GT/2001/U1103 is the source of this 1089-nucleotide messenger RNA. Its product is annotated as putative mitochondrial carrier protein. Gene Ontology annotation, biological process: transmembrane transport. The record is from RefSeq and is a predicted model, not a curated record. NCBI's taxonomy places the organism in Eukaryota, Euglenozoa, Kinetoplastea, Trypanosomatida, Trypanosomatidae. The transcript has a single exon. Bases 1 to 1089 code for a protein of 362 amino acids.